CUGCACCGAUAUUCAAAAAUGAUUCCCCCCUAGAAACAAGAGCACGACUAACUGGACGUUCCUCCCGGGAGUUCUGUCCGUGGUGCACACGAAAGAUAAGGCAGCAAUAUAUGUGUCAUUGCAUUUUCAACGGUGAUGUGAUCGAUGGCACCUCUGCUUUGAACCAUUCAGUGAACCAUCUUGAGUGAAGUGCCUCUAUACAAAGAAAUGGCAGAGCAAGUUAUAACUCACCAGGACACAGCAGAUAACAGGGAAGACAAAACGCAGUCCACAAAUAUGGACCAUGUUUCACCUUGUGAUGAGGACGAACCAGAAAAGACCAAUAUUGCGCCGAAUGUAAUGCAGCAACACUCAGAAGAUUCAGCUUCUUCAUCUGCGUCCACAAACAGAGAGGCUGAGAACGACAGUGGUGAAGCUCCAGAGCAGGCUGAUGUCAAAAACAGUGGCAAUGGUUCGGCUGAAGAGAAUAUCGUGCUUCUUAUAAAAGGACCUCAACAUGAAGAGAGCAGCGGCCCUUCUCAGGAUGAUGAUGGAAGUCAUGGUGAUUGCAGGAGAGACACACCAAAAAAGGCGGAUCUGACCACGAAAGCUGAGAUUUCCAAGGAAGAUCUCAUUGUGGAUAAGAAAGCACCAGAAACAACUGUUUCACUAACCUUGAGUGACACAGAGGAUGACGCUGCCAAUGGACCCAAAGAUGGACUCAAUGAAGAAUCUUCUGGAGCUGGAUCGGGUGAUGGAAGAGCCCCAGAGUGUGCUUUACCUCCUGAAGACAGGGACAUACAGGAUAAUACAACCUCCCUGAAGACAGCAUUGCCAGAGGAAGGCUCAGAGGAGAAAGAGACAGAUGAACAGAGAAAUAAUGUGGAAAACAUUGGCCCUGCCACUCAGGAGACUACUGAACCCACAGUUCCAGAGGUUACUGGAGUUCUUGGAGGAAGUGUAAGAUACCUGAUAGCAGCAGGUAUAGUGGUAGUUGUUGCCAUCCUGGUGAAUCAUCUCCUCCAGCCUGAGUCUCGACCUCAGGAAAACAAUGUAGACAUCUUCUUCAGCCGAAUGGAAGCAGUAAAGGCUCAGUUCCCUAACCAGCGUGCUGAACUCUGGAACAGGAGCAGGAUCCACCUUCAGAGGCACCUCCAGACGGACCAGCCCACAGCGCCAGUGAGUCUCAUCCUGACUGCCGGCCUCAGAGCGAAGAAGACACUGCACUGCCUAGCUCAUGGCCUGGCGUCCGCCUUCUCUUCUGCCCUCAACGCCUCCGUCCUCCACAUUGACGGAGCCAGCACAGCCAGCCAAGACAGCGACCAGGUCAAACUGGACAUUGACAGCAAGUUACAAGGAGCUUUCGAGGGAGACAAACCCGUGGCUAUCAUUCACCGCUUCGAGGAGCUGCCUCCAGGCUCCACGCUCAUUUUCUACCGCUACUGUGACCACGAGAAUGCUGCCUACAAGAAGACUUUUCUCAUCUUCACAGUGCUGCUGGAGGAUGAAGAGGAGAUUCCUGCCAAGAUUAAUUUGAAUGCUGUGGAGGAGAUGGUGGACGACCACCUUCAGAAGAAAUUCCUUUCUCAUGGCCGCCCUGUUUCUUUCGACAAGAUGGACCUUGACAAGUACGGCGGACUGUGGAGCCGUAUUUCUCACCUCAUUCUUCCUGUGGCACUUGAGGAAAGGAUAGAACAUAAAGGAUGCUAAGACGUAUUAAUGUUUGCAGUAUGAAUACUAAAAUACUGCCUUACAUAUCAGACCUCUCGCUGGGUGACUGCAGUCAUUCUGGGACUGAUAAAGUGGUUUUCAAAGACCCAAAGGAAGGUCACUACAGAUGAAGUCAUCAAGUAGAAAUCAGACACUUAAGAUCAUUAUGCUGUGGGACAUGAAGAAAAUUUAUGUGGACAUUCGUCAUUAAAAAAAAAAACAUUUGACAGAAAGGCUGUGGCACUUUAUUCUAUUAGUCCCAUGAUGAAGUGUAAUUAUAGACAAGUUGUAAAAUGAAAAGUGAUUCUGUUGGGGAGCUGUGUGGAUUGUUACGGUAUAUUCAACUGUAACUGUGUAAAUUGUAAUAUGUGUAAAUUUUAAAAGUUAUUUAAUGUAGGAGUAUUGUUCGUCUAUGGGUAACUAUCAAAAGAGUUACAUGGCAGAACUGUUGGUUUGGCAUCACAACGCAAGGUUUAUUGUUUUUCAUGACACAUUUUUUGUGUGUGAUUCUCAAACCUGCACGGCACCAUGCGCCUUAACUGAGCUUUUCAUGUACCAUUUUAUAUCCAUGUCACACUACUUGAAGUUUGAUGAAGGGAAAUACGUACAGAAUGAAAUGUGCCUUACAGUUCGAAUAAACACGCAAGUUCAAAUGCU
Toxotes jaculatrix (banded archerfish) is the source of this 2346-nucleotide messenger RNA. RefSeq lists its product as uncharacterized. The record is from RefSeq and is a predicted model, not a curated record. Gene Ontology annotation, cellular component: membrane. Lineage: Eukaryota; Metazoa; Chordata; Actinopteri; Toxotidae. Bases 208 to 1689 code for a protein of 493 amino acids. The transcript is spliced from 8 exons. Gene Ontology annotation, biological process: membrane organization. Gene Ontology annotation, molecular function: ATPase activator activity.